This is a messenger RNA of Ixodes scapularis (black-legged tick), 1710 nucleotides long. RefSeq lists its product as uncharacterized. The transcript is spliced from 5 exons. NCBI's taxonomy places the organism in Eukaryota, Metazoa, Arthropoda, Arachnida, Ixodida, Ixodidae. The record is from RefSeq and is a predicted model, not a curated record. Bases 119 to 1231 code for a protein of 370 amino acids.
CGUCCUAGCUGCUCUACUCGUGCACGCGGCAAGCCGGAGGGCGGUGAGCCGGAGGGCGGCGAGCCAGUCUGCGCAUGAGCCCGUGGACGACGCCUUCCUGCCCCGGCUGCCGGCCGACAUGGCCAAGCUGGUCAAGGUGGCCGUCCGCUGCACCCGGGCCGCCCUCAACGUCCGCCUCGAGUUCGACCACCCGUUCCGGGGCCUCGUCUACUCGAAGGGCCACUUCGGCGAUCCAGAGUGCCGCCACGUUCACGGGGACAGCACUCCGGGAGCGGCCGAGUCGAGGCGAACGUUCGAGUUCGCGGUUCGGGCGGACCGCUGCGGGUCGACCAAGGUGGAGCGGAAGCCCAGGGAAGGAGAUUCCUACCUCGAGAACACCAUCGUGGUGCAGAGCGAACUGGGCAUUCAGGACUGGUCUGACUCGGCGCGGCGCCUCCGCUGUUCGUGGGACAGCAACACGGAGCGCACGGUGAGCUCGUCCAUCAGCGUGGACCAGCUGGACGUGAUAGCGGCCCGGUACGCGGGCUCCUCGGCCGCCGACUCCUACAUGGACGUCCAGCACGGCCGCGGACCCUUCUCGGCGCCGGUCACGGGCCUCGUGAAGAUCGGCGAGACGCUCACGCUGGUCGUGUACGCGCUCGGCUCCGACGUGCACGUCAAGGACUGUCUGGCUCACGACGGUGACCUGGGCCACACCGUGCAGCUAACCGACGCCCACGGCUGCGUGGCCAAGCCCAAGCUGCUGGGGCCCUGGCAGAAAACGACCAAGACCGGCGCCACGGGGGCCAGCACCAUCGCGUUCGCCUACCUGAAGGCCUUCAAAUUCCCGGACAAGGUGGAAGUCUACCUGGAGUGCAACAUCGAGAUGUGCAAGCGUCAGUGCUCCGAGCUGUGCAGCGGCGCCAGGCGGAGCAAGCGGCAGGGCCUCAACGAGUCGUCGGGGCUGGCGGAGCCCGCGAGGGUGACCCGGGGCAUUCGGGUGGUGGCCCCCGACGACGCCCCGGAGCACGACGACUGGCGCUCGGGUCGGCUGGCCACGGGCGACGUGUGCAUGUCGCUGCCGGGCUUCGUCACUUCCCUGUCGGCCAUCCUGGCGCUCUUGCUGGGCUCCUGUCUGGCGUCCGUCUCCUUGUUAGUCAGGGUCCGCCAGCUGGCUGCUUUGCCCACUUCUCCGGCCGCGACCAAGAGCCUGAUGGACAGCGACACUGGGCGCAAAUGCCGCCAUCUUUGAAGGGCUAGAGCACAUUCCUCCGCGCUGAGAGACGCAACAUCAUGCUUUGCUCCCCACCCUGCCACCUUUGCAAGCGGCCUCGCGAAUAACGCAGCCCGACACAGAAAUCCGCAAGUUGCAGGUAUAUGGUGUCGCUGCCCACACACCGAAGGAGGCUCCCGAACACCAGCAAUCGACGCGGCGCUAGAACGAUAGACGGAGUUCAAACACCACCGCGGCAAUCAAGACACAGCCUGCAACCUCUCGACUCCGCCGCACCACAGUGCGCUGCACGAUCAGAGGAGUGCAACUUCCUAUUCCGCCCGUGGAACGUGAAUUGGUAAACCCUGGGAGUCCGCAGCGCCAUUUGAAUCUCCUGGUAUCCGGAGGGGCUGUACGAAAAUCAACAUGGCGGCACAGCGAAACCAAAACCGCACGACAGCGCCAUUGUGCUUGGACGAAUGAGUGGUAGCUUACGCCACCUAGAGUGAAAAAAAAAA